UCCACAUCUGAGACUAAAUUGAAGCAAACAUACACUUAUACUUUUUAAAUUUUUAGAUGAAUGCUAUUUGAGAUAAAAGAAAAUUGAGGAACCAGUUAAGACUAAAAUAACUUCCACUGGGGUUUUGAAAUCACAUUUGGAAAUGUUUAAUUAUUUGGUAGACUACUCCUCUCUUGAGAACCAUGUCUCUUCUUGGCCGUUGCACAGUGAGAUGAAGAGCCAGCAGUCUCUGCAUAUGGCCACUCCAGUGAGGCACAGCCUUGCCCUGACUAAAGCAGCUGGGACCUCUGUUUACCUCAAGCUGGAUUCAUCUCAGCCCACGGGAUCCUUUAAGAUCCGGGGCAUCGGGCACCUCUGCAAAACUUGGGCAGAGCGAGGAUGUGAGCGGCUGGUCUGCUGUUCAGGAGGAAAUGCUGGCAUGGCAGCAGCUUAUUCUGCCCGUCAGCUUGGGGUACCUGCAACCAUAGUAGUGCCAAGUGUUACACCAAACCAAACGGUGGAGAGGCUGAAUGACGAGGGUGCCACUGUGGUUAUUCAGGGCAAGACUGUAAAUGAAAGCAUUGAAUAUGGACAGCAGCUUGUGGCGAACAACCCUGGCUGGAUCUUCAUCUCACCCUUUGAUGAUCCCCUUAUCUGGGAAGGCCACACGUCUCUGGUAAAGGAGCUGGAGCAUGACCUGAGGGAGAAGCCAGGGGCCAUAGUGUUGUCUGUGGGAGGCGGAGGCCUGCUGAAUGGAGUGGUGGAGGGACUGCGUCGUGCGGACUGGGCUGACGUGCCUGUUAUAGCCAUGGAAACCAUGGGAGCACACAGCCUCAAUGCAGCAAUGAAGGCUGGGGAGCUGGUCACUUUACCUGAAAUUACCAGUGUAGCAACCACACUGGGCCUGGCGAGGGUGUCUGCACAGACCCUUAAACUGGCGAACGAGCACACCAUUGUCUCAGAAGUAGUUUCAGACCAGGAGGCUGUAAAAGCUGUGGAACGCUUCUUAGAUGAUGAGAAGGUCCUGGUGGAGCCUGCCUGUGGUGCUGCCCUGGCAGCUGUGUACAGUGACAUCAUCAGAAGGCUACAGGACGAAGGCAAACUGGCACAGCGCCUGGGCCCGGUGGUCAUCGUAGUGUGCGGCGGCAACAACAUCAGCAUGGAGCAGCUGAGGAAGCUGAAGAAACAGCUUGGUAUUAUCUAACGUGGCCGACCACCUCAUAUCUGCCUGACCUUUCCUCUGUUCCUCCAUAAACCCACGAUUCAUGUGCUCCAUAGACAAAAUCAUUCCAGACUGUUAAACUCUCCUGAGAUCUGAAACGGGAGCUGUUGGAGGGAUUUUAAAAAAAAUCUUGUAAAAUGUGAAGCUGCUCUGGUAGAGGUCGUUUUUGACUAGAAAGCUCUUUCAGAAAAGGAAGUACACUGACAUUUAAGUGCCGUUUGUAUUCAGUGUGCUUUCUUUGUAAACAUGCUUGUGUGUUGCUUUCUUGCAUUUUUUUACUCUGAAACUGAUUUUAAAAAUAAUAAAUUAUAUUUCUGAAUAUU
This is a messenger RNA of Micropterus dolomieu (smallmouth bass), 1524 nucleotides long. RefSeq names its product L-serine dehydratase/L-threonine deaminase-like. Gene Ontology annotation, biological process: L-serine catabolic process; L-threonine catabolic process. NCBI's taxonomy places the organism in Eukaryota, Metazoa, Chordata, Actinopteri, Centrarchiformes, Centrarchidae. Bases 143 to 1183 code for a protein of 346 amino acids. The transcript has 7 exons. The record is from RefSeq and is a predicted model, not a curated record. Gene Ontology annotation, molecular function: threonine deaminase activity; L-serine ammonia-lyase activity; pyridoxal phosphate binding.